Messenger RNA from Paramuricea clavata, 2994 nucleotides. The record is from the annotation of a GenBank genome assembly. NCBI's taxonomy places the organism in Eukaryota, Metazoa, Cnidaria, Anthozoa, Malacalcyonacea, Plexauridae.
AUGCGCAAUAAAUGGGUAAAGGCGACAGUGCAUCAAAAAAGUUGCAAUAAACCCAUUAAAGAAUCUUGGCUGAACCGACAGUAUUACACUGUGAAAAAGCAGUUCACUGUCUAUUUCGCAGCUGCGAAUCAAUAUUUCACAAGAAAUGACUAUAGGGUGCAAGACGGUAAACCUUAUGUAUGCCAAGAAAAGUUCAGACUCGAAUCAACAAAGUAUACCGAGGAAGAUCUAUUAAUGUGCAACGAUUCUAAUAUCAAUAUAAAAUACGAUGAUGAAUACAAAGUUUGGACCGACUUUUCAAUAUUCUAUAAGAACAAGGUGUACGAUUAUACUGAGUAUCGAGUUCUGAAUACCGACUGCAUAAAGAUUUGUAACUCCACUGAUAACUACGUACGGAAGAUUUGGAAAAUGCGCAAUAAAUGGGUAAAGGCGACAGUGCAUCAAAAAAGUUGCAAUAAACCCAUUAAAGAAUCUUGGCUGAACCGACAGUAUUACACUGUGAAAAAGCAGUUCACUGUCUAUUUCGCAGCUGCGAAUCAAUAUUUCACAAGAAAUGACUAUGGGGUGCAAGACGGUAAACCUUAUGUAUGUCAAGAAAAGUUCAGACUCAAAUCAACAAAGUAUACAAAGGAAGAUCUAUUAAUGUGCAACGAUUCUAAUAUCAAUAUAAAAUACGAUGAUGAAUACAAAGUUCGCACUGACUUUUCAAUACUCUAUAAGAACAAGGUGUACGAUUAUACCGAGUAUCGAGUUCUGAAUGAUGGCAUAAAGAUUUGUAACUCCACUGAUAACUACGUACGGAAUAUUUGGAAACUACGUAAUUACUGGGUAAAGGCGAGAAUAGAUGAAAAAAGUUGCAAUAAACCCAUUACAUACAUUCAGUUCGAUCGAUGGGAAUACACUGUGCUUAAGAAUUUUGAAGUUCUGAUAUUGGCAACAAAGAAGCAGAUAACAAAGUACGGUUAUGGUGUGUUUGAAGGUAAAAUUAUAACAUGUGGUACCGAAUGCGCCAAUUUUACCUUUACUAUAAAAUAUGAAGAUGAAUACAGAGUAUGGAACAACUUCUCAAUGAUGUAUCAAGGUCGAGUGUACCCUUAUGAUGAGUACAGAAUAACGCGUGAUGGUCUACAAGUUUGUCAUUCUUCUGACCGUUUCAUUAAAGAAAAAUGGCGGAAUUACAUUGUUUCGGAAAAGAUAACGACAGCUUUCAAACAUUGUAAUGUAUCUGUGGACGGUUUUUACUCCAAAAAUUACACAUUACAUACAAACUUUACCGUUUUCUUCAAACCUACAAAUCAAAAUUUCACAAGGCAAGAUUACGGAGUGAUUAUGGGGUAUUUUGCAAUUUGUUCGGCAAAGCUUAGGUUGUCCUGCAAUGAUGAUUUGGUGAAAGUGAAGAACACCAAUAAAUACAAUGUUUUUAAAAACUUUUCGCUGGUUUACAACACUAAGGUAUAUGAUUAUCGCGAAUAUCGAUUCAGCCAGUACGACAGUCUUGAAAUGCGUGCUUCCAAUGAUUCAAGAGUUCAGGCCAUUUGGAGAACGCGAAAUUCAUGGCAAAAGUCAUUACCCGCAUCCUGUUAUCGUUCUUAUAAAUUAAAUGCAAGAUACUACACUGUGACAAAUCAGUUUGCUGUGUAUUCUGCAGAUAAUGGUCAAUAUUUCAAAAGAAAUGACUAUGCGGUGAUAGACGGUAAACCUUAUGUAUGCGGCAAAGAAAAGUUGAGACCAAUUUACGUAAUUACAAACUUUAAGAUUAUUAUAGCACCAUUAUGUGCUUUAACGCUUUCUAUUAUUUCUUUGCUAUUGUUGUUGAUAGUUUACUGCAUACUUCCAGAACUGCGCACACUUCCUGGUUUGAAUUUAAUGAGUUUUAGCUUUGCCUUGCUGUUGUGGCAGACUUACCUUGUAGUAUUUUUGUCACUGUAUUCUCAUGUAGGUAAACUGUUUGAGAUACCGUGUGCUAGGCUGUUUGUAGCAAAUAAGUUUAUGACGUAUAGCAUAAUUAUGAAUGCUGUGGUUAAUAUCUAUCACUUAAGAAAAACCUUUUGUGGCAACACUCUAGUGAAAUCUGAUGAACUAAAGAAGUGGAACAGAUUUUUGAAGUAUAGUUUCUUCAGCUGGGGAGUUCCUGUCAUUAUAACGAUUGUUUACAUUGUACUAGUAAAGGAAGAUGUUCUGAGGUUUGAUCAACCUACUGCGUCUGUGAAGAAAGAUGUUCAGUCAAGCUUAAAGUUUUAUCAACGCACUGAAUUUGCGAAUGGAGAUGCAACGACAAAUAAUAUAGGGAUAUAUCACCGUAUUGCAUCGUUGAAGAAGAAUGUCCUGCAGUCAAAGUUUAGUCAAAGCACUGACAUUGUACUUCAAGAUGCCCAGUCAAGGUUAAGGUUUAGUCAAAGCACUGUACUUGGGAAGGAAGAUGCGACGGAAGAUGAUGCAAGGACUUGUCAACCUAUUAUAUCUUUGAAGAAAGACGUUCAGGCAAGCUUGAAGUUUUAUGAACGCAUUGUAUUCGCGAAUGGAGAUGGGAAGGAAGAUGAUGCAAGGAUUUAUCAACAGAUCUCUGGAGAUUGUAUCAAUGGUCGAAUUACUCCCGAUUGGUCAGCUGCUGUUGAUGUAUAUGGUCUUCAAGGUUGUGUUUUGCUGUACAUUAUUGGAAUGUUCAUCUUCACUGUUUAUCGAAUUCGCCAAAAACUCAAGGCAAGCAGGAACAUUGCACAGAAAUCGAAUGUUGUUAAGCGUCGUAAAUUUGUCAUAUUGCUCAAGUUGUCAACCACUACAGCCUUAAGUUAUUGGUUUCCUCUCUUCAUAUCUAGAAUUGUGGAAUUUGAUUUCGACAUAAAGAUAGCACUGUAUACUGUAACGUUGCUUACUGGUGCCUACAUUGGUAUUGCGUUUGUCUUCACACGAAGAAAUUAUCAGUCGCUCAAGAAAAAAUAUUUCCCAGCAAACAAUAAGCCGCCAGUUAACGAACUUCCGCUGAAUAGACUAUAG